This is a messenger RNA of Canis lupus familiaris (dog), 6609 nucleotides long. RefSeq names its product Bardet-Biedl syndrome 12 (gene BBS12). The coding region runs from base 482 to 2623 and encodes 713 amino acids. Gene Ontology annotation, molecular function: ATP binding. The record is from RefSeq and is a predicted model, not a curated record. NCBI's taxonomy places the organism in Eukaryota, Metazoa, Chordata, Mammalia, Carnivora, Canidae. Gene Ontology annotation, biological process: chaperone-mediated protein complex assembly; photoreceptor cell maintenance. The transcript has 4 exons.
CGGAGAGCCCGUUUGCUUUGUUGCCCUCUUCGAGCCCCGGGAGAAAGAAUGAGAACCGGGGCCUGGCGGGCCGGGCUCACCCUCGGCCAUGCCUGUGGCUGAAUGAAUGAGGUUCGGGCGGCUUUCCAGGCCUGGUAUCCAGCAGAGACGCAGCCUCAUAAUCCUGCUGGCCAGCCCCUAACUGCUGCAGCUCCAAGCAAACUCUUGUCCACGGGGCUGGACUUGUCGGUUUGUCCAGUCGUGAAUCCGGUCAGAGACUAGCUAAAGGGUGGGAGAGAAUGAGGUGGACCUCUGACUUCCUGGUAGAAAUGAAGAGGAGAUAGCUCCUCAAACCUGCAGCCCUGUUCCUUACGCAUCAGGGCUCUGCACCAGGGCUCUCGUUAUGCCUCCUGCAGUGCCUUCUGCAGAUUGAUGCAAGGUAAGCAUGGAGUGGACAGAGUUGGAUUUCAUCAAGAUUAGUGGCUUUGCAAGAUGAUGAUUCAUGGUGAUGGCUUGCAGGGUCAUAAAUAAAAGAAGGCACAUGGGACUUCAACAACUUUCAUCAUUUGCAGGAACAGGAAGAACUUUCCUAGGCCCAGUAAAAUCAUCCAAAUUUAUUAUAGAUGAAGAGUGUCAUGAAAGUGUGUUAAUCAGUUCAACCAUAAGACUUCUUGAAAGUUUGGAUUUAACCAGCGCAGUGGGACAACUUCUCAAUGAAGCAGUUCAAGCACAAAAUAACACAUAUAAAACUGGAACCAGUACUCUUUUGUUUCUUGUUGGUGCAUGGAGCAGUGCUGCUGAAGAAUGUCUUCAUUUAGGUGUCCCCAUUUCAGUAAUAGUGUCUGUAAUGUCAGAAGGCUUGAACUCUUGCAUUAAAGAAGUAGUUUCCCUCCAAGUACCUAUCUACAAUGUCUUUGACCAUUUAGAUAGCACAAAGACAUUUUCUGGACUUGAAACAUUUAAUAUCAGUUUGUGCCCUUUUCUACAAAUCCCUUCAGAUACUGGUUUACAGAAAGAGCGUGAUCUCAAUGAUGUUGCCUCUCCAUCAUUGACCACUUACAGUCUUUCUGGGAUACCUGUUAAAUCACCUAAACUCUUUAGACGUCAGACUGAAGUUGAAGCAGAUAAAAACACGUUACAAAAUCCUCAAACUCUGAAGAACAGUCUGCUCGCAAGCAGCCAUUACAGAAAGUCAAUACUAAUCCACAGUAGGCAUUUUAAUAGGACAGCCAAUAAUCAAUGGAUAAACAAACCAGAUGGAUUUCUAGAACAACAUGGUGCAGCUACUCCCAAUACUUACAGAUGUAAUGAUUUGGUAGAGUUGGAGAUGGGUUUGAGUCAUGGAGAUCACAACAGCAUGAAAUUAGUAGAUGAAGCAGUACGGCUGCAAUAUCAGAAUGCAAGUAUUCAGCAAGGUAACUGUACAAUGCCAUUUAGGUUUGACAUUUCAAGAAUCUUCACUUGCUGUCUACCAGGUGUACCUGAAACUUUUUCUUGUGUCUGUCCAGGAUUUAUCACUGUUGUAUCAAUUUCUAAUACUACUCUGAUCAAGGAAUUAGAGAAUCAGCCGGUCCGGGUUAUUCUCAUUGAGGGUGAUCUCACAGAGAAUUAUCGCCACCUGGGAUUUAAUAAGGCCACAAAUAUUAAUACGCUAUUAGAAAGCAUGAAGAUUCAACAAAACAGCUCAGAAGAAGUGUGGACAAACUAUGUAUUACAGGUCUUAAUUAAAUUCAAUGUGAACCUUGUGCUGGUACAAGGAAAUGUGUCUGAACACUUAAUUGAGAGGUGCAUACACAGUAAGCGGUUGGUAAUUGGGUCAGUGAAUAGCACUGUGAUGCAGGCUUUUGCAGAAGCUUCAGGAGCAGUACAGGUGACCUAUAUUACACAAGUAAAUGAAAACUGUGUGGGCAAUGGGAUCUAUGUGGCCUUUUGGAGAAGUAUUCCCUCGGAUGUCAUAGAUAGGAUCAACGUAAUCACAAUUGUGAUAAAAACGGAAGGAAUUAAUUUGGUUACAGUAGUGCUCACCAGCCCAGUCACUGCACAGAUGCAAACCAAAGAAGAUAGGUUCUGGACUUGUGCCUAUCGUCUGUAUCAUGCUCUAAGAGAGCAAAAGGUCUUCCUUGGAGGUGGUGCAGUUGAAUUUUUGUGUCUUAGCCAUCUUCAAAUUCUUGCAGGGCAAUCCCUGAGUAAAAGAAACCAUGUCUGUUCAGGAUGGCUUCAUAAUACUUCCUCUUGGCUGGCCUCAUCUCUGGCGCUAUACAGACCAACUGUGCUUAACUGCCUAGCAAAUGGAUGGCACAGAUACCUUUCAACUCUCAUGUAUAACACUGCCUGUUGCUCAUCAGAAUUUGAAGCCAGCACAUUCAUUCAGCAACAUCUACAAAAUGCCAGAGACUCUGGCUCUCCUUCGUCUUACAUCUUGAAUGAAUAUAGUAAACUAAAUAGUGGAAUUUUUAAUCCAAGCAUUUCAAAUAAACUGGAACAGAUUCCAAGCAUUUAUGACAUUAUUAUACCGAAGAUUGAGGCAUGGCGCCGAGCUUUGGAUUUAGUACUGUUAGUACUUCAGACAGACAGUGAAAUUAUUACUGGACUUGGACAUACACAGUUAAAUUCACAUGAAACAGAGGGUUUUUUAUUUUUGUAGUGUUAUUGGCUAAGUCUUCAGAAAAUAUAUUUUGUAAUAUAUCAUGCUAUUAUAAUUUUCCUAGUAGCCAAGCCAUAGUGCCUAAAAUGCCAGCCAAUACCAAGAAGAAAAUUAUUGAUGUCUGUCAAUAACUACAGAGCCUGAGAUUUCAAUACUCGAUUUACAAGCUCACAGGUUAGCUCACAGGUUACAUGCUACAGAAUACAUGAGACACUUGGAUCAGAGACAAAGCACUUUUAUUAUUUACAGUGAAAGUGUUAGCCAGAGCUUCCUGUUGGUUUGUAUCAGUUCCCAUUUCUCUGAGCCCCAUAAAAGCAACAUAAAAGGCCAGUGAUGAGAAUUUGUUGUGAAGCCUGAUUUGAAUCACCAUUAUAUGGAUGAGCCCGGGUGGCUCAGUGGUUUAGCAUUGCCUUCUGCCCAGGGUGUGAUCCUGGAGACCCAGAUCGAGUCCCACAUCAUGGUCCCUACAUGGAACCUGCUUCUCCCUCCGCUUGUCUCUGCCUCUCUCUCUCUCUCUCUCUCUCUCUCUUUCAAUCUCUCUCUCAUGAACAAAUAAAAUCGUUAAAAGAUUUUAAAUCUUUUUAAAGAUUCUUUUUAAAAAAGGAAUCACCAUUAUAUAGAUUUGAUAGGUGGUGUCACCCAGUAGUUGCGGCCUCAGUUGGCAAAAUCCAAGGCUACUCAAACAUUAAGGAAAGCGUAAGAUCAGUCAGAUUAAAACAAGGUUGUCCUGGUUUCUGUGUUUGUACAUUUUCACAUCUAGUCUAGCAGCUGCCCUUGAUGGCAUUAUGAACUACCUCCAGUACUGAUAAGAGUUUUAAUUAGGAGAAAACAUUUGUUUGUUUGACUCCCAGAGAGAUUAAGUGCUAUGACUCUGUCCAAAUGAUACUGAGAAACUACUUUUGGGUUUAGCAGCCACGUCUGCUGGUGGAAGUUAAUAAUGGCCACAGUCAGAACCAUUGAGACAAGCUUCUAACUUUACCAGAACAUCAUCUAUAUAGUGAACAUUCGGGAUAUCAGAGCAUAGAGGCACUCACACUGAAUCCCAACCAAUCAAUAGGUUAGAAUUGGUUAGGGCACAAUAGUAGAUGGAGGAAAUCUGUCUCAUUCCUCUAUCUGCAGCAAUAUCUUGAUGGGAAAAUCUCUAGAACUUUAUAAGCAUUUUACAGUAUAAGCAUAUAACACCUCAGUACCAGUUACGUAUUUUCAUAACAAUUUGUGCUAAUCUUACCAGUUGACUUCAGUCACUUUUUCCCCAUAUGGGAAUAUAGACCAAGAAGUUUAACAUUGACACAUUAGGAGCUCUAACAUUGCCAAAGAAUUAUGUUAUCUCCCUGGCUGGUUGCUUAGGAAGGAGCAAGGGGUAAGGGCUGCAUCCAAGGAGACUUUUUUUUUUUUUUCUUUUCUGGCCUUGUCUUAAGUGCUGGUACCAACUUCUUUAGGUGUGCACUUCCUAGUAUCUGAGAACACCCAGACUCUGGAGAUUUUUCUUACCUUUCAUGUAACACCAUCUCUUCAGUGUCCUGUAGCCCUUGGCACUUUUGACAAACCUAUGCCCAAUACCAGUUUCCCCUAUGGGACUGGGUAGAAUGGUGAUUUGAGCUGUAUCUAACAGCUAUAAAAGUUUGAGUCACUUUGUUCCCCCAAGUUGUCCCAUCACAUUUGGCUUUUCCUUAAAGCAGCUGAGGUCAGCUAUCAAGAAGUGUGGAGGGAGAGAAUGGGCCCAUGCUAGUUAGGAACACUUUGCAUAUACUUUUGGUUUGGAUGAGCUGCCCAAUUUAUGCUCAACAACCUUGUGAUUUUGGUCUCCUUGAAGUUUUAUUUCCUUAUUGCUGGUAGAUUUGUUUCAGCUUUGAGGACCCCCUUGACAGCAACAGCCAAACUUCUUGACUAGAGCCCUGGAUAUGCUGCCUUGUUAUCAGAUUAACAUCUGCUCUUCCCACCCUGAAAUGAGUUAGCAACAACAAUACACCUUUUGGGUGGCUUGUUUUAAUCCUCCUCACUGCUAAACCUCCAAACAUAAAUUAACAGGUAGGACAGUGGGGGACUCAUUCCCCUUCCUCUUUCCCACUAGUUAAAUGAGACAUUUACUGUUGGGUCCCAGGGAGUCUUAACCCAGCCCACUGAGGCCCUCAUCUUUUUCAGAAACCAUGGCUCUCAGCCAAAACAAUCAAGAACUGCAGGGUCUGAGAUUUUGCCCUGUUUACAAGCUAACAGUUAAAAAAUUUUUUUUUUUUUAAAUCACACCGGUCUGCUAGUCUUUAUUAUAUCUUUGUCAGGCUGUUUCUGAGUAGCUUUUUAUUUAUGCUUUUUUUUUUUUAAUAAGCUGUAUGCCCCACAUAGGGCUUGAACUCAUGACCCUGAGAUCAAGAGUCACACACUCUACCAACCAAGCCACCCAGGUGCCCCCUUUAACAGUUAAAAUUUAAUAGGAUACUGGCAAAAAACAGAAUCCUGGAUCAUAAACAAAUGACUUUAUAGUGGCCAGAACUUCACAUGGGUUUGUGUUGGUCAUCAGUCCUUUCAAGUCUCACAGGGGUGACAUAAAGAGCCCAUGAUGAAUGCCUGCAUACACAAUAGGUUGUAUUACAGGAGAGGAAUGCCUAACUUGGGCAAAUAACAACUAUUGCAUUAAGCAGAAGUAAUGCUGUUCUUGGUCUGGAGUGAGAUAUUAUGUCAUAAUUCAAGGUUACUCACUGGAAACACAUCCAUGAGAAAUGGCCUGGCAAAGGAGAGCUCAAAUCCAGCAAGAACACGCAGGGAUGCUGAGAGCCCAUAGCAUUCUGUGUAUCCCAACAAAGUCUUGCUCUUUUGCUACUAGCCAUAAAUUGAACAUCGUGAGAACUGAAUUUUGUGUGGAGUUGAAUAUUAGAAAAGCUCUGGGGAAAUAAUAACAGUAGUAAUUAAGUUAUUGAUUACCUACCAUGUUCUGAGCACUGUUCUAAAUUCUUUAAUUUGCUAGGGUUGCCAUAACAAAAUAUCACAUAUUAGGGGGCUUAAACAACAGAAAUUUAUUUUCUCACAAUUCUGGGGGCUAGAAAUCAGAUCAAGGUGUUGUCAGAGUCAGUUUCUUCUGAGGCCUCUUUCCUUCACAGACAUCCUUCAUGCUGUAGAUGGAUGUCUUCUCCCUGUGUCUCACAGUGUCUUCCCCUCUGUAUCUGAGUCCUGAUUUCCUCUUGUAAGAACACUAAGUCAUAAUGGAUCAGGGCCCUCCCUAAUGACCUCAUUUUAACUUAAUUACCUCUUUAAAGAGCCUCUCUCCAAUACAGUCACUUCUGAGGUAACAUGAAUUGGGGGAGGGGACGCAAUUCAGCCCAUAACCCAUAUAUUAUCUCAAUCUUUGGAACAUUCAUUUUCUCCAUUGUAUGAUGAGGAGGUGAGUUUAGUAAGGUUAAGAAACUUGCCCAAAGACUUACAGCUAGUAGUAAUAGAGCUGGAGUUUACACUAAGAUUUUACCUGUCUCCAGAGUAUAUUUCUAAGUAUUAACGAUAAUAGGAAGCUUUUUCUAUAAAAUAACAAACCAACAAAACGAGAAGAAUGUCUAGUUUAUUUAUAGGGAUAAUUUAAAUGUAUUAAAAAAUAUAACUUGGUUAUCUUCUAUUCAGGUGAAAGAAUAUAGCUUUUGGUUUAGUGGUUGUCUUAAAUGUGGUCACAUGAAAAUCUUGCACAGAUAAUCAUUCCAGUUAUAUGUACUGUCUUUGUUCAGAGUUAGAAUAACAACAACAUUAAGUGUUGAACUGUUUUUAAAAAUGAGGUGUAUUAUUUCACUUGUGUAGGUAUUGAUACUUUUACUCUCCUGUGUACUAUUAACACUUAGUUUUUGUUAAAAUAUUAUAAAGGUUAGGAGCACCACUAAUAUUAAUAUAGAUGCUCAGCUCACUUCAUAUAAUAGAUUUUUUGUGAAGUUGGUAUUUGCAUGUAUUAAUACUAUUAAAUAUUUAAUAAAAUCUUGUUAUACUUUAUUUUGACACUAGAAGUGUCAUUUUAA